UGGCCGUCUUAUAAGUUUUACAUCCUAGGUUUUUGGUGGCAAGCAGCUCGCUACAAUGACAAAGGGAACAGGGAGUUUUGGUAAGAGGAGGAACAAGAGUCACACGCUGUGUGUGAGAUGUGGACGUCGUAGCUUCCACAUCCAGAAGAGUCGCUGCUCUGCCUGCGCUUACCCCGCCGCUCGCAAGAGGACCUACAACUGGAGUGUGAAGGCAAUCAGGAGGAAGACAACCGGAACCGGCAGGAUGAGAUAUCUCAAAAACGUUCCUCGCCGUUUCAAGACCGGUUUCAGAGAAGGUACUGAAGCCAAGCCAAGGAACAAGGGAGCAGCUGCUUCAUCAGCCUAAAAGAAACCCCACUUGGUGUUUAAGGCAGGAAGAGACUAAAAAUUAGCACUUUUUCUCUCGCUCUAUCCAGUUUGAGAUUUGCUAUUCCUGAAAUACUAUUUAUGUUUUUGUUUCAAGUUUUCGAACCUGGUUGAUAUAUCAUCCCUUCAUCUUGCAAUAUUAUAAGUCUUUCUUUGCCAUUUA
Molecule: messenger RNA, 529 nt
Organism: Brassica oleracea var. oleracea
Lineage: Eukaryota; Viridiplantae; Streptophyta; Magnoliopsida; Brassicales; Brassicaceae
Product: 60S ribosomal protein L37-2-like
Exons: 4
Coding region: 56-346 (96 amino acids)
Biological process (GO): translation
Cellular component (GO): ribosome; cytosolic large ribosomal subunit
Molecular function (GO): structural constituent of ribosome; RNA binding
Source: RefSeq, a predicted model, not a curated record